Linum trigynum is the source of this 2277-nucleotide messenger RNA. Lineage: Eukaryota; Viridiplantae; Streptophyta; Magnoliopsida; Malpighiales; Linaceae. The record is from the annotation of a GenBank genome assembly.
ACCUACAAAACAAAAUAACUAUUUUUUUUUGUCUCUUGCCAAUUGGCCUCCAUUAACCUUCUUAGCAAUGGUGCCAAAUUCAUUUUGUUUUUGGUGAGAAUGUGCCAAAUUCUGUCCUUUCCCUUGAUUUAUUUACCGUUGAUUUGUUUUUAACUUUUUAACCCCAAAUCUUUUUAACUACUUACCAAAAUUUACCCCCGCAACUCCCGCGCCCUCAAUUUCCUAUUCUCUCCUUCUUCUUCUUCCUUCUUCUUCGAUUUUUUCUCCUCUCAAUUUCUCCAUCAAUUCUUCCCUUCCGAUCCCAUCUUCGCCAAAGGUACCACCUUUCUGCUCCCUCUUACAUUUCUUCACAUUGGGUUGCUCUUCAAAUUCCUUCCACUGCUCCAUCUCCACAAUGUCUCGUCAAAAGAAAUCGCCAUAUACGAAUGAUCGAAGCAAAAUUAAGUUUAAUUUACGCCUUACUGUAAUCUGAUCCGUUUUAUCCAACCUGUUUCCUUUUUUUUUCCUGGUUGCAGGCUCCUUCCGUCUUCUCUCCUUCUCCUUCUCUUCAUCACCACCCGCAAGAAAACAUUAAUUUACACAUAUAUAUCGGGUAAUUGAUGGCGACGAAGUCCAAGGAGAGCACCGGGAAGAAGGAUGGCGGGAACAAGAAGGUCACAACCACCACCACCACCACCGCCACAACGCGGACGGCGGCCACCUCCCACCGGCAACCCGGCCGCCACUCCGCCUCCGCAUCGCCGCCGACCUCCUCCACGCGACCCGUCCCCAGCUACCUGAAGCCCACGGCGAGCUCCAGGCCCGACCCCCAAUCCAAACUCACAGCGGGCCUGAAGCCCACGCCGAGCUCCAGGCCCGACUCCCAAUCCAAACUCACAGACCAGAAGGCCUCGGCAGCAGUACUCCGAAGGAGAUCAUUCGACAGCAGGCCCAUUCCUUCCUCCGCCGCCGCUUCCCGAACACAGAGAUCCCUAAUUUCUCCCGAUCCCUCCGCCGCCCGAUCCGCCGCGCGGGCCCCGCUCCGGACCUCCUCUUUCACCCCUAAAACCGCCGCCGCUUCCUCCUCCUCCUCGAGGCCCACCUUCGAGAGAAGCGCCACCACUAUCCGGCCCACGGCCGGGAGCAGAUCUAUCGCCGCUCUCGUGGCGGCGAACGCCAAGAAAAGAAGCGCCAGCCCUGCCAGGAGGAGAGCGACGGCGGCGGUUAGUACCAAUACCACCGCCACCGCCACUCGCGGUGGUGUUGGGAAAAGUACGAGAGGUGGUGUGAGUACUACUAGUAGGGGUAAUGGUAGAACUAUUGGCAGAGGUGGUAAGGCGGCGACGGGAGGGAAAUUAUCUGGUUCUUCUAAGAUCAACGACAACGACAAUCAGAACAACGAGGAUGUGAACGAGAGUUUGGAUAACGAGAUCCAGCAGGUGAGCGAUCACGAGUACCUGAUUAGCGAAGACGAUCAGAGCGUUAACCUCGACAAUUUGGAGAUCGAGUCUGCCGGGAGCCCCGAUGUUUCCUUAUCUCCCACACCAUUUGACAAAAACGUUGUUGCUAUUGUUGAAGAUCGUGUUGAUAGUGGUGAUCUUGAUCAAGGUAGUAUUGACAAUGUUGAUUAUGGCCAAAAGGGAGAAAGUGAAGAGGAUGAUCAGAAGGUCGUGUGUUCGAGUGGCAGUGUAGUUGCGGGAAAACAAGAAGAUUUGGAGGAUAAGGAGGUGCUUGGGAACAAUGGUGGAGAGAGGGAUGAAGAUCAUCAUGACAAACUCGAAGAUGAGUCGAAUGAUGAAGGGGAAACAAUGGUGGAUGGGGUCCAAGAAGGAGAUGGCGAUUCAGACGAUCAAGAAGUACACGUAGAUCGCGAUCACGAGGAGCAGGAGAAGGAGAAGCAGGACGAGGUACAAGAAGAAGAAGCAGUUGUUGUGGAAGACGUGAAGAAGGAACAAGAGGCAGGAGAUUCGAGCAAGGGGAAGAAAGAGUCGCCUCCGGCUUACAACGACGUAAUCGAGGAGACGAAGAACAAGCUGAUGGAGAAGAGGAGGAACAAGGUGAAGGCAUUGGUGGGUGCUUUUCAGACUGUUAUCGACUACGAAUCUGCCGGCACUUCUUCUACCUCUCCUUCAAAGUCGACCUAAUCAUUUUUUUUUUAAUCUUCUCUUCCUCUUAUGUAUGUUUUUAUCGAUCGCUCUACUUCGUACAAUCACGCGACUAAUUGAAUCGUUGUAUAUCGAAUACAAAAGAUCGGAUCUUAUACCAUUUUCGUAACAUUAAUAAACAUGUCUCGUGUUA